AUGGAUGAAACCGUCGGCGAAAUUGAUAUAAACACUGAUAAAAAAAUAUUGACGGAGUUGGAAAUAAAUAAUGAUCCUGCAUUGUGGCCGUCAAUGAGUGAAACCGUCCGAGAAAAAUGUAUACAAUUAGGACCGGCAUUUUUCCAAAAUAAAAACAACGGAUUUUCAGCUUCCUUACGAGAUUAUAAAAACCAAAAAAGUAAUAGUUCAAUGAAUCCUUUUGUAAAAAAUGGAUUUUCAAAUUGGAAGAAGGGCGAUGAAAGAAUUAGUGGUCAUGAAAACAGUUCUGUACACCAGGUAUGCACGAUGAAAUGGCUUCAUCGUUUGAAUAAUAAAACAAAUAUUAAUAAACAGUUAACGAAACAAUUAGAAGUAGAAGAAAAUUAUUGGAUCGAUAUUUUAAAACGCGUUGUUGAAGCUAUUCGUUUUCUUUCGACACGAGGUCUUGCAUUUCGAGGUAGUCAUGAAGUGAUUGGAGUUACGGAUAAUGGUAAUUAUUUAGGAAUACUUGAGUUGAUUGCUAAAUUUGAUCCUGUAUUGAAAGCACACAUAGAAAAUUAUGGUAACAAAGGCAGGGGCAGUGUGUCUUACAUAUCAAAAACUAUCUGUGAGGAACUUAUUGGUAUCAUGUCUUUAAAAGUGUUUGAUCACAUUGUCGAUGAAAUUAUUAAAUCUAAGUAUUUUGGUAUUGUCGUUGAUUCAACUCCAGAUCUUGCCCAUAUUGAUCAGCUGUCGAUAAUCAUACGUUAUUGUUUGAAUGGUAUGGUACAUGAAAGAUUUCUUGGCUUUGUCUCUUUUCAUAGCCAUACUGGCGAAGCUCUAGCUACGACUGUCUUAGAAUUUCUCAAACGAAGUGGUAUCGAUAUUGCCAACUGUCGUGCGCAAACGUAUGAUAAUGCUGCCAACAUGUCUGGAAGAUAUCAUGGACUACAGGCUCAAAUUAAAGAUCUAAAUGAUUUAGCAUUUUAUGUCCCAUGUGUCGCACAUUCUUUAAAUUUAGUUGGAGAUUGCAGUGCAAAAGAAUGUUUAGAAGCAAUCAAUUUUUUUUCAAUUCUUCAAAAAUUAUAUGCGUUUUUUGCAGCCUCUACGCACAGAUGGGAUGUAUUAUUAAGAAACAGUAAAAAAAGUAGUAAGACUUUAAAAAGUCUCUCCAGUACACGGUGGUCUUGUCGUAAUGAUGCUAUUGAAGCAUUAGCUGGUAAUUAUGAUGUGAUAUAUAAUACGUUAUCUGACAUUUCUAAAGAUAUGAAUGAAAAUGCUGACACUCGUCAUGAUGCCAAUUCAAUUAAGAAAAAGUUAAUAAAAUUAGAAAUAGCUUUUAUGACUAUUUUUUGGAAACGUGUUCUAGGCAGAUUCAAUGCUACAAGUGUUUAUUUACAAAGAAUUGAAAUUGAUAUGGUUACUGGUAAUAGUAUGCUACAAUCGUUGAUAACAUUUGUUGAUGAACUCAGAAAUGAUUUUGACGCGAUUGAAGAUGAAGCAAAAAUAUUGAGUAUCUCAGUUAAUAAAGAAUGGUCUAAUGGAGGAAAAAACAAACGUAAAAUUAUUAAAAAAUAUUCGGAUGGUACUACAGGUCAUGAGAGUUUAAAAGGUAGAGAUACGUUUAGAGUCAACACUUUUUUUGUUAUCAUAGAUAAAUUGCAAACCGAAUUAAAAAAACGUAGCUCAGCUUAUGACAAUAUAACAAACCUUUUUGGAUUUUUGACUCGCUUGGACGUGAUUGAUGAUAAUUUAUUGAAAAAAUCCGUAAAUAAUUUAGUCAAAGUUUACUCUCGUGAUUUAGAAGAAAGUCUAUACGACGAAUUGAAACAAUUCAUUGGUAUGGUUAAAGUCAAGGAAGAUAAUAAAUUAAUAAAAAACCCAAUUAACAUGUUACAAAUGAUUGUUGAAGAUAAUCUCUCGGGCGUUUUUCCACAUAUUUAUGUAGCGUUCCGAAUUUUUUUAAGUAUACCAGUUACUAACUGUGAAAGUGAACGAUCUUUUUCUGCACUAACAAUAAUUAAAAAUAAAUAUCGUUGUAUGAUGGGUGAAUCAAGACUGACAUCUCUAUCUAUUCUUUCAAUAGAGUGUGAAUUGACUAUGAAUAUUUCAUUUGAAAAUAUUAUAAGACAAUUUGCCCAGGAAAAAUCCAGGAAAAAGUUUUUCAAACAUAAUAUUAUAUAA
Molecule: messenger RNA, 2163 nt
Organism: Aphis gossypii (cotton aphid)
Lineage: Eukaryota; Metazoa; Arthropoda; Insecta; Hemiptera; Aphididae
Product: zinc finger MYM-type protein 1-like
Exons: 3
Coding region: 1-2163 (720 amino acids)
Molecular function (GO): protein dimerization activity
Source: RefSeq, a predicted model, not a curated record